AUGAACAGCACUAAUAUUGUUGUUAAUAAUGGUGAUGCUGAUCAGAUUAGUCGCAUCAAUUUUAUAAACAUGAUUAUUUCACGAUAUGGCAUAGGUAUUAUUUGGUUGAUGGGUAAUAUUGGAUCAGUUUUAACCUGUAUAGUUUUUUAUCAACCUACGUUCCGUAAAAGUGCAUGUUCUAUGUAUUUCACCGCUUCAAGUAUUUCACAAUUACUGGCUUUCAAUUUUGCUUUACUCUAUCGAAUGCUUCAAUACGGUUACAAUGUUCAAACUGUUACCACAGAUCUUUGGUUUUGUAAGAUACGUUACUAUCUCUUCUACGUUCUUAUUGCUAAUUCACGUUAUAAUAUCAUUAUGGCUUCGAUUGAUCGAUAUUUUGCUAGUUCUCGAAGUGCUCUUCGUCGUCACUGGAGUUCACCAAAGAUUGCUCUACGUGUUAUCGUUGGUAAUGCAAUUUUCUGGAGUCUGAUGUAUAUCCAAAUAAUUAUUUUCUAUACGAUCAUAAAUAACAGUUGUCAAGCUCAAUUAGGAGCGUAUGGAAUAUUUUUUAGCAUCUACAUUUCGAUUGAUAGUGGAAUUCUUCCUGUAUCUUUAAUGAUUAUUUUUGGUUUAUUAACUGCCAAUAAUGUUCAUCGGACUGGUAAAACUAUUGCACCGACCACACAGAAUCUCAAUAAUAAAUCUGUUCGACCUGGUAAAAUUUCUAUGAAAGAUGUUCAACUUCAUAAGAUGUUGGUCAAUCAACUUCUUCUUUUUAUAUUUCUCAAUAUACCAAAUCCAUGUUAUCUGGUUUAUCGAGUGUUUACUAUGAAUAAUUACAAAUCGUCACUUCAACUUUCAAUUGAGACAUUCGUCAGUAAUAUGACAUAUGUUGUUCUUUAUCUUGGUUUUGCAUUGACAUUUGCUAAUUUUUUCGUAUCAUCAAAGUUGUUUCGACGGGAAUUUUUAAAUGUCAUUCAAAAAAUAAAAAUAUUUCGUCGACCUAUGCGACUCGUGCUCAUUGAAGGAACAGCAACAACCAGAAAUGGUCUGAGAAGUAAUUCACCAUAG
Molecule: messenger RNA, 1050 nt
Organism: Adineta steineri
Lineage: Eukaryota; Metazoa; Rotifera; Eurotatoria; Adinetida; Adinetidae
Source: the annotation of a GenBank genome assembly